Molecule: messenger RNA, 1332 nt
Organism: Drosophila kikkawai
Lineage: Eukaryota; Metazoa; Arthropoda; Insecta; Diptera; Drosophilidae
Product: WD repeat-containing protein 89
Molecular function (GO): protein binding
Source: RefSeq, a predicted model, not a curated record
CAGCCCUUUAAAGUGUGACCAGCUGUUGUGCAGGGGAAAAUUGACUUUGAGUUGUACCGCGUGGAAAUCUAUAAACAAAUGAGUGAAUUCAACAAGUACUGCGAGGAAGCCGCAGACGUGGACCUGCCCAGCUCGGAGGAUGAGGAAGAAAUCGUCGAUGAGGACACAUGCAACGCCCAGGAGCUGGCCGACAAAUUCCAGAUCAAGUACAAGCCGCUGGACGAAUGCGGCGUUUCCCUGCAACGGGAAUAUGUGCUUAGUCUGGACGCUGACAGGGGAUUCUCGAGGAUAGCGGCGGGACUGUCGAGUUCUGCGGUGCAAAUAUUUAACAUGGACGACGGUGGCAAAUUGGCCAACUUUAGCUUCUUGCCGGCCACCGAAAAGAAGGUUGUUAGCACAUGCGGCGUUAAGUUCCUGGACGACGGACCUGACAACGUACUGGUGGGCACCACCGAUGGCUACGUGCGCCUUUACGACCUGCGUGUAAAGGGCGAGCUGGCGAGGUUCCACUACGAGAAACAGUCCAAUGAGGUGCCGCCGGCACCCAAGUCGUUCACUGCCUUCGACAGAAACGCCAACGGUAGGGUUAUCUGCUGUGGCACGGACCAGCACAUGAGUAACGUGUUCCUGGUGUUCUUCGAUGUCCGGGAGCGCCGACAGAUGGGUGUCUACUGCGACAGCCACGAGGACGACAUCACUUCGGUGCGGUUUCAUUCUCAGAAUCCGGAUCUUCUGACCACUGGCAGCAUCGAGGGACUGAUCAAUGUGUUUGACAUAAAGCAGCCAGACGAGGACGAGGCCCUGUUGAACACCGUAAACACGGAGAGCAGCGUGGCUCGCCUGAGAUGGCAUCGGAACGUGUACGACAAGGACAUUAUAUCUUGCAUCACGACCACGAGCGACUUCAAGAGCUACGAGUGCGAGGAGGGCGACGAAGUACACUCCUUCGAGCGCCCAGAUGUCACAGCUGCCAUUAGGCGCAAGAAUGCAGCCAACUUUAACCUUAUCAAUGCCCACAACCAGGAGGACGGCGAGGUGUUCCUCUUGGCGGGCACAAACUUUAACAAGGGGGAAAUCCUGCGAUCUGUUAACGUUUCCGCCAAGAAGGAGCUCCAACCGCUGGCCAAUUUCCAGGAUAACAAGCAAAUAGUGAGGGACAGCCUGUUUGAUUCAAAGCGAGGAUUGCUGGUUACGGGUGGCGAAUCCGGCAUUGUCACCGUUUGGUCAGCGGAAUCGAGUGGAAAUGCCCCAAGCAGUGACAAGUUGAAGUCUAAGAAGGAAAAGAAGUCGCGCAAGAAGGCGCCCUAUUAAAUGUUAUUAUUUUUACAAUAA